AUGAAAAAUUAUGUUAUAACGAAAUAUAGAUUUGUAAAUUUCGAGAAUGAAUUAUUGAGCAGUUUCGGCAGUGUUGUGUGCCAAUUUCAGGUCGGAAUUCUUGCCCAGGAAGCUCCCCGAAAAAUGAUUCCCUUCGGCGGUCCGCCAGGUUUUCCAUCAAUCAUGAACAUUCCACCAAACACCGCGCAAGCGCCGUAUUUGCAGCCUCAAGUUCUCAUGCCACCUAUUCAGCGAAGUAAUCCAAUGAUAACAGUAAAUGCGCCUCAACAGAUACAAAUGAAUGCGACAAGUUCUCCAUCUCCGAUUGCAGGAGCUCCUCGUCCGAUGCUCGUCCCACCACAAAUGGCUGCAGAAAUUGCUGCUGCUAAUGCCAGCAUACAUCGAUCACCCUCUACGGGAUCUGUUUGGUCUGAGCACACAGCUUCCGAUGGUCGUAUCUAUUAUUAUAAUAAAAUCACCAAGCAGUCUUCUUGGUUAAAACCAGAUGAAUUAAAAACGCCGGAAGAGAAGAAAGCUGCAUCGCUGAAACUUUGGCGUGAAUACAAAACGCCUGAAGGUCGACCAUAUUAUUAUAACGUUGAAACGAAAGAAACGACAUGGAUUUGUCCGAAAGAUUUUGAACCCUCUAAUAAAGAAGAAAAAAAAGAAAACACAGAAUCAAAAAUCGCAACGAUUCCAAAAGAAGAAAUGACAACAAAUCCUAAAACUGACAUAAUUGAAGCUGUGGGUGAAGACGAAGUGGAUGAAGAAAAGGAAUUAAAGAAAAAACAAGCCGAUAAAUUUCGUGAGCUACUUAGAGACAAGUAUAAUGAAGGGAAAAUUACUUCAACGAGCUCAUGGGAUAAUACCGUAAAAUAUAUUCAACACGAUCCGCGAUUUAGAAUUCUCAAUAAAGUUAGCGAAAAGAAGCAGUUGUUUAACGCUUGGAAAGUUCAAAGGCAAAAAGAAGAGCGGGACGAAAAGAGAAUAGCAAUAAAGAAGGCAAAAGAAGAGCUCGAACAGUGGUUACAGAAUCAUCCAAAAGUACGGGCAACGAUGCGAUAUUCAAAAGCAGAAUCGUUGUUUGCAAAUGAACCCGAAUGGAAAGCCGUUCAUGACAGCGAACGAAAAGAAAUAUUUCGAGAUGCUAUGGAAUUGAUCGAAAAACGUGAAAAGGAAAAUGCAAAAUCUAUUCGUCGUCGGAAUGUACAAGCAUUGGCUGAUAUACUGGAAGGAAUGGAAGAAAUUACUUAUAAAACAACGUGGGCACAAGCACAGCGACUUCUUAUAGAAAAUCCCGCUUUUGCCAACGAUAGCACUCUACAAAGCAUGGAUAAAGAGGAUGCACUUAUUGUUUUUGAGGAACACAUACGAACAGCUGAGAAACAUUAUUUGAAAGAAAAGGAUCUGGAAGAAAAGAGAAGACGAAGACAAGAACGAAAAAUACGCGAAGCUUUUCAGGCUUUUCUUGUGGAACUUCAUAAACGAGGCGAAUUAACGUCAAUGUCUUUGUGGAGUGAGCUCUAUCCAAUAAUUUCUUCGGAUGCACGUUUCGACAAUAUGUUAGAGCAAUCUGGUAGUACGCCGCUUGAUCUUUUCAAAUUCUAUGUAGAAGAUUUGAAAAGUCAAUUUGGUCAAGAUCGAAAAAUUAUUAAAGAAAUUUUAAAGGAUCGCAAUGUGACAGUCACUCUUGAUACGACUUUCGAUCAGUUGUGUAGAUGGGUCUCCAGUGAUGAACGUGGCAAAAAUGUUGAUCCAGGAAAUAUGAAAUUGUGUUAUAAUUCACUAAUGGAAAAAGCAGAAAAUAAAGAAAAAGAGCAAGAAAGAGAGGAAGCUAGAAGACGUCGGCGCCAAGAAGCAGCAUUUCGCAAGGUACUUAACUCAUUAUUGCCGCCAGUUGAACCUUCGUCAGAGUGGGCUGUAAUUCGGCCAAAAAUUGAAAAUGAGGAAGCUUUUCUUGCUGUGGAAAGCGAACAGUUGCGAGAAAAAUUUUUCUAUGAUUAUGUUGCCAAUUUAACUGAAGUAUGUGGGCAUUAUCAUGGUUCUGCUAAAAAGAAAAAAAAGGAUAAAAAAAAGCGCAAAAAUAAAGAUGAGAAGGAAGGCCUAAAAAGUCAAAAAGGAAGCGGCAUAAGUCAGAUAUCGGAAGCGCAGGAAAAAGAAGAAACGAUCAAGAUCGGAAUCAAGAACGAGGCAUCUCCAAGGAAAUCCAAAAUGAAGUUCGUGAGUCCGAAUGUACUUUCGUCACAAUAUCGAUCCAUAACCAUGUCAAAACAGACAAAAUUACCACUUGGGAUUGACUCAAAAAAGGUUAGUGGUGAACUAUUUACUUUAACAUAUGGUGCACUUGUUGCUGAAUUACUGAAAGAUCUAGAGAACCCGGCAGAGGUUAAUCGACAAUUAGAUAAAAUGGGAUACAAUAUUGGAUUAAGGCUUGCUGAUGAUCUUCUGGCAAAAAAUCCACAGAUCGGUAGAUGCACAGAUAUGCAUCAAGUCGCUGAUAUUUUGUCCAAAGUUGCUCUUCGUACUUAUCUUGGCGUAACCGCUCAUAUAACGAACUGGAGUGCAGGAAAUGAUGAAUUUUCAAUAAUUUUGGAUUCAAAUCCACUUACGGAAUUUGUCGAAGUCCCUUCUGAGUUGGCUCAGGAUCUGAGGUAUUCGCAAAUGAUUUGUGGUGCUAUCCGUGGCGCUUUGGAAAUGAUGCAUCUUGAAGUGCAGGCAGCGAUUGUUCAGGAAUUUAACCAGAAUACAGAAAUAAGAGUGAAGUUUAUUCGUAUAUUGCAUGAAUCGAUGCCUCCUGGUGAAGAAGAUUAA
This is a messenger RNA of Dracunculus medinensis (Guinea worm), 2790 nucleotides long. Lineage: Eukaryota; Metazoa; Nematoda; Chromadorea; Rhabditida; Dracunculidae. The record is from the annotation of a GenBank genome assembly.